UCACGAAGGCCCAUUGAAGAUUUGCCUCAUCAAAAUUUACAUAUAUACUUGGAGUAGAAAUGGACGAGAAUACUAUUUUAGAAGGAUUGAAGAAGUAUUUCAAGUUCGAUGAGUUCAAAUCUCAACUUCAGAGGGAUGCUAUUGUUGAAAUUUGUCAAAGGAGGCACGAUGUCCUGGUAUCUAUGCCUACAGGUUCAGGAAAGUCUUUGUGCUAUCAACUGCCUGCUAUGUUGUAUGCUGACAAAAUUACAAUUGUCUUCUCACCACUCUUAGCUUUGAUAAAGGAUCAAAUAGACCACAUGCUUUGUUUAAAGAUACGAGCUGCGUCCCUAAACUCCAAAAUAAGUAAAGUAGAGCGGGAAGCUCUAAUCGCAGAUUUGAAGUCUACUUCCCCAAAUACUCGGUUAUUGUAUGUAACUCCAGAGCAAGCGGCGACAGAAACAUUUAAGGGUCUCUACAGCAACCUGCAUAAUUUCAAUAAACUUGCUUAUUUGGUGGUUGAUGAGGCGCAUUGUGUCAGCGAAUGGGGUCACGACUUCAGGCCGCAGUAUUCUAAGCUCGGCCAAUUGAGGGAACAUUGUAAUAUUCCUUGUAUAGCUUUAACGGCGACUGCUAGCGCUGAGGUAACGAAAGAUAUAAUAACCAGUUUGAGGCUGGCAAACGACCACAAAACCUUCAAAACCUCGUGUUUUCGCGAGAAUCUCUUUUAUGACGUUUUUUUCCCAAACAUUCUUGAGGACCAGUUCCAACACCUCAAAACCUUCAUAGACGAUUGUUUGAGGGUAAAAGAAGAAGAGCACUUACCGAAAUCGAAAAGAUCCUGCGGGAUCAUUUAUUGUCGGACGAGAGAUCAAACGGAGGUUCUUAUGGCGCGCCUGAACAAGCUGGGCGUGAAAACUCUCUGUUACCAUGCCGGUUUGAAGAAUCACGAACGGUUAGACUUCCAAAACAAGUGGCAAGACGGAGAUGUGCCCGUAAUUUGCGCCACCAUCAGUUUCGGGAUGGGAGUUGAUAAGUCUACGGUUAGAUUUGUCGUGCACUGGGGCGUUCCCAAAGACCCCGCUUCCUUCUACCAAGAAUCCGGAAGGGCCGGGAGAGAUGGCAAGCCUUCCAUGUGCCGGGUGUACUACAAUCGCUCCGACAGAAAGGCUGUAGAGUUCCAUUUGACGCAGGAUCUUGCCAAGGCUGGGGGUCGCGAAGAAAGACGUAAAACGGCGGAAAUUGCAAUCAAGGGGUUCAGGAAAGUCAUCGAGUACUGCGAAAAUCCCACGCAAUGUCGUCAUAUGCUGUUUUCGAAUUAUUUUGGGGAGCCUCCUCCUAAGUGCGUCGACAGGUGCGAUUUUUGCAAGGACAGGAAGAAGGUGCAGGAAAUGGUGGAACUGUUUCUGACCAAGAGCAUCCAGUUCAGCACCAGGAUGGCCCCGAACGACAUGGAUUAUGGGGAUUUGUACGGAGGCGGCAGGAAAGGCGCUAUCGAGGAGCGCGGGGACGCAGGAGACGACAGUGACGAGGAAUGCAGCCACGCAGCCUUUAAACGGGAGCAGGAGGCGAAGAAAGCCACCAACGAUUUCAUACAAAAGCAAUUCGCUUUGAGGAAGAACACCCAGGAAGUCUCUCAGGAUACCGUCGAGAAACUCUUCUCCAAGCACUCUCGUGUCAGAGCGGCCGCUUCCACCUCCAGCAAAGUGAAGGGGCUCACCCUGGCGAACAGGGAACUGUACCUGACGAGGAUCACCGACGUGCUGUACAAGAAUUACACGGAAUGCCAGGAGGAACCCACUCUGGAUAAGAAGGACGUGGAGGACUGCGCCGUGGACAUGGAGUACUCCAUUUUCUCCACUAACACCAACAUGACCAUGUACCGGAACGCCAUGGCCAAACUGGUAUCUAACACCAAACAGCUAACCGAUGACAAGAUUGUGCACGAGAACUUGCUCACGUUCGAACCCAAGCCCGCAAGACAUGAGACUUUGAGUGAUCUGUUCCGUAACAUUAAGAAGGACCAGUUUCUCAAACGGUACGAUAGUAGUGAUAGUAAACAGGAGGAAGUGACCGUCAAGACGGAUUUCAAGACGGCCAGGCAGGCUUUUGAUGAACUAAACAGGGCCAAGUUGGGAGGGGGUCAGUCGGUUAUUGGGGAUUUUUUCAAGAGAAGUGCCGAAGUGGGGGAAAGUGAGGUUAAAUCCGAAAUUUCCUACGAUACAGUGUCGGAUAGCGGGACGAGUGGUACCAUGAGUGACAAGUCUACGCCUCGUAAGGAUCUCAAGAGUCUCUUCGGGGACGACGACUCCGGAGACGAAGCAGUUGAGGAACGUAAGAAUUCCGAGCUCGAAUCGCCGAGCAGGGCGGACUCGUCUAAGAAACACAGCGACAGAGACAGUUCGAGGGAGAAGCACAGAGAGAAAGAACGCAGCGGUCACAGAGACAAGGACAGUCGACACAGGCACAGGGAAAAACACGAGGAAGACAGAAGACGCGACAGAGACGAAGACAGGAAGCGGAAAAAAGAAGAGACCUUCUCCGAUCCCUGCCCGAGCGAGAACAACAACAAAAACAGCGACUUGAUGGAACAAAGCUCUAUGGGGGACGACACUCCGAACGAAGCCUCCCACAGCCAUAAAGACAGACACCGACACAGGCACGAGGAGGAUAAGAAGAGGCGGAAAAGCUGCGACCGCGACGAAGACAGGAAACGAAGGAAGGAUGAUGACCGGUCCAGAGAGACAGCCGACCGUUGCCCGAGCGAAAACAACGACGGAAACAGUGAUCCCACAGGAGAAGACCGGAUUCGAAACGAAGUGCCCCACAGCCAUAGAGACAAUAACAAUGCGGAUGCGGUGCUGGAGAGUGAACGGCAGGUCGCGAGGCAGGAAGUGAGGGAGGUGGCACAGAGGAUCGAGGCGGUCAGGGUCGAUAGGCAAAACGGGGAAGGCAGCAGGCGGCAGAGGUUGAAGAAGACUGAAGUGGGAGGCCUGGUCGUUAAGUUGUUGACGCCGGCUUACGUCGAGAGGCGGUUCGAGUCCAGAGACAUCUUCAAGACUCUGGCGAGGAAUAUAUCUCAUGCCUUAGUUGAUAAAGAUGAAAACGAGAUACGGGAGUACGUCGAGAACUUCCUGAAGAGGAACGAAGAGAUCACUUCGCAGACGACCCUGUAAAUCUCGGUGUACAUCAUCCAAUGUAACCCUCAAACCCUAGACUUAAGCAGAAAAUCCACAUUAUUAUAUUUUUCUUAACGGAAAAGCUGGUUCUUAUCAUUUCGUAUUGUGAAUUCUACGAAAUUCCCUUACUUUUUAUGGUACUAGUGUGCCAUUACAAACCACCGACGAUAUUUCGAUGACUUUAUAAGGACCGUGGGCCGUCACGGAUUGGUUUUUGUGCUAUUUUUUUUUACCUGCUACUGGAAAGCUUUUAUUUUGGAGGCGAGCAACCACGGUAUCGAGUUUGGUGGGCCCGGUAGUAAGAGGAAACUAUGAUAUUACGUGUAGUCUUCCAGUUCGUGAGUGCUACGCUAUCGUGAGCGACGGUAAAGUGGCGUAGCGUUUUUGAAUUGUUAGGUUAGGGGGAGGGGAUGGACGGUAGUGUAAGUUGUGUUUAUACGCUCAUUUAUUAUUGUAUGUAUUUUUUUUUUAAGUCAUAAUUGCUAUCGUCUCGUUUAGGGACAUUUGUUUUUAGUAACGGAUCGGAGGACUUUUUGACGUUUUUGGGAGGUUUCUCGUGUUUCCCGAAAAGAUAGACGUGACACAGGUAAGGUUUUUUCGGGGUCAAUUUUUGAGGUUAACUGAACGCUAAACCGAGUUCCGAUGUUUUGAUUUGUUUAAAAUUGCCUUUUUUGUCAUGUACAAUAACUUUCUCAUAUUUCUCCAUGGGGGUAUUCUAUUCAACAUUAGAUUUGUAAUGUUUUUUUUUUUGUACAGGGUGUUCUAGAAAUAUAAGGUUUAAAUGGUCGUAAAGUGACUAGAAAAUUGAUAAAAAAUUUUGUUUUAACGGCGAGAGAAAAGAGAAAAAUUUC
Anoplophora glabripennis (Asian longhorned beetle) is the source of this 4009-nucleotide messenger RNA. Its product is annotated as ATP-dependent DNA helicase Q5. NCBI's taxonomy places the organism in Eukaryota, Metazoa, Arthropoda, Insecta, Coleoptera, Cerambycidae. The record is from RefSeq and is a predicted model, not a curated record. Gene Ontology annotation, cellular component: cytoplasm; chromosome. Gene Ontology annotation, molecular function: ATP binding; 3'-5' DNA helicase activity; nucleic acid binding. Gene Ontology annotation, biological process: double-strand break repair via homologous recombination. The transcript is spliced from 11 exons. Bases 60 to 3155 code for a protein of 1031 amino acids.